Chenopodium quinoa (quinoa) is the source of this 1431-nucleotide messenger RNA. Its product is annotated as serine/threonine-protein kinase WNK8-like. Gene Ontology annotation, biological process: intracellular signal transduction; protein phosphorylation. Bases 1 to 1431 code for a protein of 476 amino acids. NCBI's taxonomy places the organism in Eukaryota, Viridiplantae, Streptophyta, Magnoliopsida, Caryophyllales, Amaranthaceae. The transcript has a single exon. The record is from RefSeq and is a predicted model, not a curated record. Gene Ontology annotation, molecular function: ATP binding; protein serine/threonine kinase activity. Gene Ontology annotation, cellular component: cytoplasm.
AUGGCGGCUUCGAGUUCACGAGAAGGAGAUGAUUACACGAUUAUGGAGAAAGAUCCGACAGGGCAAUACUCAAGGUACAACAUUAUCAUCGAUCAAGGCCAAUAUAAAGUAGUUUUCUUAGGAUAUGAUGAGAUUAAUGGCAUAGAAAUUGCUUGGAAAAAGAAAUUUCUAAAAGAUGAUUGUACUCUUGGUUUGCUUCGAGAAGAUUCCUUGUUGAAGAAUUUAGACCAUGAAAAUGUACUAAAAUGCUACCAUUCUUGGGUUAGUCCACAAAAUAAAUUGACAUGUAACAUAAUUACUGAGCUUUAUUCUUGUAAUUUGAGAUACUACACCAAGAAACAUGAUAUUAAAGAAGGUGAUCCAUUGAUCAAGAAUUGGUGUCGACAGAUUCUAACAGGGCUUGAAUUUCUUCACAAUCAACGUGAGCGGAUUGUUAUUCACAGUUGUCUGAAGUUGGAAAACAUAUGUGUUGUUGGGGACUCAGGCACGGUUAAGAUAGGGGAUGUGAAUUUUGCGGCGUUUGUUUUACCGGGGACUAGUACAGAGAGUAGUGAUACUGUUGGUGCUGCUGAACUUGCACUGUCUGAGAUGCACUCUUUUGGGGUGUGUGUGCUGCAGAUGCUGAAUGAUGAAACAGUUGACAGAAGAUUACGAGAGUUAAACAAUGUGACAGACGAAGAGCUUCAGAGGUUCAUUCAGAGGUGUUCAGCUGAUGUAGGAAUUAGGCCUACAGUUACUGAUCUCCUGAAUGAUCGGUUUCUUGAACUGAGUACUACUACUGCAGCAGGUUCUGCAGCAGCAUCAGUACCAUCUGUGAAUGUAUCGCCUGCUGACACAAGUGAUCAGGGGGUUAGAGAACAAGAACGACCGCCUUUUAUUGCAGAACUCAACGAAGAAUAUACGAAAUUUGCAUUUGUUGGAGAAAAGUUGGACAGUGAACUAAUGUCUGUGACAUUGAGGACUACUGAAGUUAAGAUUGAUGAUUUUGUGUUCCGUUUCGAAACUGAUACAAUUCUGCAAAUGAUGAAUGUAAUCAGAACAGAAGCUGGCCUGUCAGACGAAGAAGCUGUAUCACUUGGUGUGAGACUGGAACUACUGAGAUUAUAUCACCCACCUGUUGCAGCUGAUGAAGUUGAUAUCACCGAUAACGCAGGUAGUGAAAAUCCUGAGGGUGAUAUCGACGAUACCACAGGUAUUGAAAAUCCUGAGGGUGAUAUCGACGAUAACACAGGUAUUGUAAAUCCUCCUGAGGGUGAUAUCGACGAUAACACAGGUAUUGUAAAUCCUCCUGAGGGUGAUAUUGCCGAUAACACAGGUAGUGUAAAUGCUGAGGGUGAUAUCGACGACAGAAACUCAUCUGCAUCUUCUGAAAAUGCUCGACAAGUAGCUGAUGAAAUGGGUCUGAGAAAUCCGGAAAGUCUAUUAAGGUGA